This is a messenger RNA of Miscanthus lutarioriparius, 327 nucleotides long. Lineage: Eukaryota; Viridiplantae; Streptophyta; Magnoliopsida; Poales; Poaceae. The record is from the annotation of a GenBank genome assembly.
AUGCCGCUGGAGGUGUGGCCGGCGGGGCAGAGCAUCACCGUCGCCGUCAACAUGCUCAUGACAUUCGCCGUGGCGCAGGCUUUCCUGCCCAUGCUGUGCCGCCUCAAGUUCGUGCUCUUCUUCUUCGCCGCCUGCGUCGUCGUCAUGACGCUCUUCGUCGCUUUCUUCCUGCCGGAGACCAAGGGCGUGCCCAUCGAGGACAUGGCCGGCGUCUGGAAGGCGCACUGGAACUGGAAGCGGUUCGUCGACGACAGCGAUGGCGCCGAUGCACUCAGAGACAUCGAGAUGGGCUGCGCCGGCGAGGCAAAAAAAACUAGUUUAGCUUAG